Messenger RNA from Ceutorhynchus assimilis (cabbage seed weevil), 3191 nucleotides. Lineage: Eukaryota; Metazoa; Arthropoda; Insecta; Coleoptera; Curculionidae. The record is from the annotation of a GenBank genome assembly.
UAGGUACGUUGGCUGGGCGGUACUUAGGUGGUGGCAUGUGGACUUUUUUCGUUAAGUUGCUGUGCCAAAUUUUGGGCAUUGAACGAUCGGAUUUGAGAAUUGAAAACAACACAAUGGGUGAGCGAGUGGAACCUACAACGGUUUCCGGUCCAGAUUUGGUUGGUGUCAAUGUGGAAAGACCACCAGUGACACACCAAAAUUCCUCAUUAUGGAACAAGAGACAACAGGCGGUGUGCGUACGACACGCCUACAAACAUUAUGGAUCCAAGAAGAACCCUAACCAUGUGCUCAGUGAUCUUAACAUGACUGUAGGCAAAGGAACGAUAUAUGGUCUACUAGGUGCUUCAGGUUGUGGUAAAACCACUCUCCUCUCAUGCAUAGUAGGCAGGCGGAGAAUGAAUUCUGGGGAAAUAUGGGUGUUGGGAGGUAGACCAGGAACUAGAGGCUCUGGAGUGCCAGGAAAACGCGUGGGUUACAUGCCACAGGAAAUCGCUUUAUAUGGAGAAUUUUCCAUCAAAGAGACCAUGAUGUAUUUCGGCUGGAUAUUCGGGAUGAACACGCCGGAGAUUAUGGACCGGUUGAGGUUUUUGCUGAACUUUUUGGAUUUGCCAAGUCAGAAUCGUUUAGUGAAGAAUCUAAGUGGCGGUCAACAGCGUAGAGUAUCAUUUGCAGUAGCCUUAAUGCAUGAUCCUGAAUUGUUAAUCUUGGACGAGCCUACAGUUGGUGUGGAUCCUUUGUUGAGACAAAGUAUCUGGAAUCAUCUUGUACAAAUCACUAAAGAUGGCAAUAAGACUGUAAUCAUUACAACACAUUAUAUUGAGGAAGCUAGACAGGCACAUACGAUUGGUCUAAUGCGAAGUGGCAAACUCCUAGCAGAAGAAGCUCCACACGUCUUACUUUCCAUGUACGGUUGCACAUCUCUUGAAGAUGUCUUCCUGAAAUUAUCCAGGAAACAACAGAUCGGCGGUGGUGGCGGAGGUGGAGGAGGCGGCCAAACCGACAACAAUAUUAGCAACAACAUAAGCUUAGCGACAUUGAACUGGGGGAAAAAGGAACCUAUUUCUGUUACUCAGGAAAGCGGGGUUGUCGGUCUAGGAUUCCAUCAAAGCAAAGAAGUGUUGGUACAGGAUUCAAAUGGGCAUCUUGACUUUGCAGGUAAAGCAUCAUCAGCAAAGCAUGGUAUUCAAGAGGCUUGCGAAGAUUGCGGCAAUUGCAGCGAAUGGACGACUACAGGCAAAAUCCGUGCUCUUCUUCAGAAGAACUUUUUGAGAAUGUGGAGAAACGUUGGUGUAAUGUUAUUUAUAUUCGCUUUGCCGGUAAUGCAAGUCAUAUUGUUCUGUUUGGCUAUUGGUGGUGAUCCUAAAGGACUUAAACUAGCGAUUGUAAACCAUGAAGUUGGAUAUUUCAAUCAAACUUAUUUGGAUUGUCCUUAUGAAGUGGGCUGUAAGUUUUCAAAUUUAAGUUGUCGAUAUAUUGAAGCGGUGAAUACCAGUACGAUAUCGAAGACGUUUUAUCCGGAUAUUGAAUCAGCAAAACAUGCAGUCGCUAGAGGGGAGGCUUGGGGAGCAAUGUACUUCACGGAAAACUUUACAGACGCCUUGGUUGCUAGGAUCGCUCUAGGAAAAGAAGCCGAUGAAGAAACUCUGGAUUCAAGUGAAAUUAGAGUUUGGCUCGACAUGUCAAACCAACAAAUUGGUAUAAUUCUACAACGAGAUCUUCAGCUAACGUAUCAGAAUUUUACAAAAGAUCUGCUCCGGGACUGUGAUCAAAACGAAGGUUUAGCUGAGGUGCCAAUAUCUUUCAAAAAGCCAAUUUAUGGAUCCAAUCAGCCGUCUUUCACAGAUUUCGUGGCUCCUGGUGUAAUUUUGACAAUCGUUUUCUUCCUUGCGGUCGCUCUAACAUCUUCAGCAUUGAUUAUAGAAAGAAUGGAAGGUCUGCUGGAUAGAUCGUGGGUUGCAGGUGUUUCCCCUGGUGAAAUUCUUUUCUCCCACGUUGUAACGCAGUUUGUGGUAAUGUGCGGUCAAACCGCUUUGGUACUCAUCUUCAUGAUUCUUGUCUUCCAAGUGGAAUGCAAAGGAGAUAUUAUUUUUGUUGUUGCCCUCACUAUUCUCCAAGGUUUGUGCGGAAUGUGCUUUGGAUUCGUUAUCUCCGCUAUCUGUGAAUUGGAAAGGAACGCUAUACAACUGGCAUUGGGAAGUUUCUAUCCGACGCUGUUACUUAGUGGAGUUAUUUGGCCCAUUGAAGGUAUGCCAACUAUACUGAGAUACAUUUCCACCUUCUUACCACUGACAUUAGCAACCACAUCACUUCGAGCAAUGAUGACGCGAGGUUGGUCCUUACUUGAACCCGAUGUUUACUAUGGGUUUAUUGCGACAAUGGUAUGGAUUGUACUCUUCCUGACAAUCAGUUUAAUAGUACUUAAAAUGAAGAGAGGUUGAGGCUUGUGCAAGUUUUAAAUUAUGUGUAGAAAAAUAUUAAAGACAUCUUGUGUUGAGGCAUUUUUAAUAUAGGAUUGGGCUAAAAAAACUGGAACAGUUUUGGUUAAAUGUGCCUCAAAAAGUGACUCUUUUGGCAAAUAAAAUAAAAUUUACAUAGGAUGAGCUCAAAAUUGUUCAAACAUUUAUUAUUCCUGUACCAAAUUUUCAGCCUAGUUUUUUUUUGUCCAGAUAUACAUAGAAGUACAUUCUGUAAAUUAUGACGACCAUUUUAGGUAUACUAUUUAUGAAACACCUUGCCCUUUUCUGUAGAAUAUAGAAUGUAUAGAAUUUUUAGUUUGUAGUUUAGGUAUUAAUAAUUAUAUGUAUUUUUUUUUAAUGUAUUCGUUUUCAGUCAUAACGAUAUAGUUAGGAGUAAUAAAGUGGUGAUAAAAUGAGUCAGAAAAUGGUUGUACAAAGGCUUUGGACAUCUUAAAUUACACCCUAUAAGUAUAUAUUUUUGAAGAGUUGUUGAUUAAAAAUUUACCAUAACAUUAUUUCUAUUCAAACAAUUUUUCUACAAUUAAGUUCUUAUUUCAAAGAUAUCAAAAAUCAAGAGAAAAUAUUCUAUGCGUAAUUGAUACAUAGAUGUAAGCCUAUGUAAGACAUGCUCAAGUGUUAAUUUUAUAAUAAUAAUUCAUAAUUGUUAUUUAGUUGUGGUUUGUGAUGUAUGUUUGUUAAUAUAAAAGAAAUUUUAAAAAAUGAUAAUAAGGCUAA